GAUCUAUCAGUAUCAUUUACCAACACCUUGCACCGCUCGGAUGUUUUGAGGAGAUAGUGAAUCGUGCGGAUUUAUUACGUCAUUUCGAACGUUAGUUCAGACUAAAUAAAUUGUACAUUUUCUAUGGAAGAUCAACGUCGCCUAUAUUAUUUCAACAUUCUCUGCAAACUGCAUAUGUCAGCAGUUCAAAAUACCGUUACAGUAUUCAAUUUAUUUAGGAUAAAUCAACAAAGAAGAAAAGAUGCCUAUGCCCGUUCAUGCUUUCAGAGGUGGUGCAUCUGUCCUGCGGAAACAUUGGAAACUCGUUGGUUUAGGAGUUGGUGUAUUAUUGGCAACACAGAUUUACAGGAAGUAUAAUCGUAAGAGAAGAAUUCAACAAAGAAAGGAUGAAGUUAAAAAGUCAUGUGCCAGAUUACGUCAACAGUUACAGAAUGAUGGAAUAAAUGAAGCAAAGAGUAAAGUAAUAACAGAUUUAUCAAUAACACAGUUACAAAGUAAACUUCAAAAUGGAGAAUUGAAAGCCAUUGAUGUAUUAAGAGCCUAUCAAUAUAAGGCUCUUGAAGUAAAUGAUAAAACAAACUGUAUAGUUGAACCAAUAAAAGAAGCAGAGGUUUGGGCAAGAGAAUUAGAUAACCAAACUGGACCAAAAGGAAAACUACAUGGUAUCCCUAUAAGUAUUAAAGAAUGCUACAGUAUAAAGGGUUAUUUUGUGACAGCUGGAAUGAGUUAUUUUCUAGAUAAAGUUGUAGAUGAUGAUGCAGUUUUAGUAAAGGUAAUCAAAGCAGCUGGUGCUAUUCCUUUUGUUAGAACAAAUAUACCACAAACAAUGAUGACGUUUGAGUGCUCAAAUCCAUUGUAUGGAAUUACUACAAAUCCCCAUGAUUCUACCAGAUCUCCAGGUGGUUCUAGUGGUGGUGAAGGAGCACUUAUUGGGGGAGGAGGUUCUCUUUUAGGUAUCGGAGGCGACAUUGGUGGUAGUAUUCGGAUACCAUGUCAUAUGUGUGGCAUUGUAGGAUUAAAGCCAACAGAACAGAGAUUAAGUUUAAAUGGAUCACUUUCGAUAAAUACUGGACAAACUCAUGUAAAACCAUCUGGAGGUCCAAUGGCUAAUUCUGUAGAUGGUGUUGUAUUAGCCAUGAAAGUGUUAUUAGAUGACACCCAAUUUAUACUGGAUCCCUUUGUACCUCCACUAAAAUUUAAUACUCAGGUAUAUGAAAGUAAGGUACCACUACGUAUAGGAUAUUAUACCGAUAAUGGUAUCAUUACACCAGUACCAGCCUGUGUUAGAGCUGUUCAUGAAGCUAAACAAGCUUUAGAAAAACUUGGACAUAUAAUGGUACCAUUCUCUCCACCCGAUGUCCACGCAGCUGUAGCUAGAUAUACAAGGACAGUGUUAGCUGAAAGGUGUGAUGUAGCGGCUGGUCUUCUUGCUGAUGAUGAGAUAGAUCGAUCAUAUAUGUUGAUGUACCACACAUAUCAAACUCUUCCAACUAUUCUUCGCAUGUUUUUUGGUCUAUUAAUGAAGACUCAGGAUAGUUUAGCUGGAGAGGUAGUUAGUCAAAGGCGAAUUUGGGCUAUGCUUGAUUGGUGGGAUCUGUAUGAUGAAAUAACAGCGUACAAAAGUAAAUUCAUUCAACACUGGAGAGACAUGAAUCUGGAUGCUGUUAUCAGUCCUGGCUUUGCUUGUCCUGCUUUACCAACUUUUAAAAGCCUAGAGGUUUCUACUGUUUUAUCAUAUACAGUACUGUGGAAUUUACUUAAUUUCCCUGCUGGUAGUGUUCCUGUUACCAAGGUUACUGAAAAUGAUCAAAAACAGUUAAAUGAUGCAGAUUUUUAUCCUGCAAAAAAAGCUUUUGAAAGAAAAUUAAGAGAGUUUUGUCAAAAUGGUGUGGGUCUACCAGUAAAUGUUCAAUGUAUAGCUCUACCAUAUCAAGAAGAAGUUGUCCUCCGUCUUAUGAAAGAAAUUGAAACUAACACAAAAUAGAAAUUUUAACAGUACACUGUACAUCGGUACAAUUUAUAUUUAAUAACAUUUAACUAAACUAAAUCAAGGUACUGAAGAAUUUAGAUAAUAGGUCUAAAAUUUUAUAGAUAACCAGCUUUGCAGGUUUGUAUAUAGAAUGAAUUAUGAAUGAUCUGAUUAAAUGUAAUAAGAAAGCAUCUAUUGAAACUCCACCUUAUAGGCCUAAAAUUUUAAAGAUAACCAGCUUUGUAAUUGCGUAUAAAGAUAGAAUUAUGAAUGGCCUGAUUAAAUUAAAUAAGGAAGUAUCUGGUGAAACUCCACCUUGGUGAUUUUAAAAACUGUUACAGAAAAUGUGAUAGAAACAUAAAAGUACAACACAAAGUAAUAAUACCUAUGUUUCUGGUUACUUGACCCCAAAUAUAGGGACGAUCAAGGAGUAAUACUGGAUAGAAAUAACUGAACUAGUAAAUCAAUCUUCUAAUAACCUACAACGAUACUUGCAUUAUGAUUCUUUAGCCUUUGUCAUAUCAUAUUAAAUAUGGUAAAGAGUUUCUAUUUAUUUCCUAGCAUUUCCAGCUCAAUUUCUGAGUAAGAUUCCUGGAAUUAGUGCUGAUUCAGACUGUUAUAAAUGCUCAAAUUUCAUUGCUGGAAAUGUUCUGCAUGCCAAGACUGAGAAUGAGAAAAAAUGUUUAAUGUCGGCAGUUAUGACUCAAUUAAAAAGGUCGGUCAAGUAACCAUAAACACUGGUAUAUUUUUUUUGUGGGGGGGGGGGGGGGGGCUAAUUCAUAUUUAUUAUGUGGCCAAAAUUGCAUCAACCCAUACCCUAUUGUUAUCUUCCAUAUUUUUAAAUAUCCAGGAAUAGUUGUCACCCUCAAGGGCAUUCACUGUUGCUCUUUACUCGGGCAUUUAUACAGAUCAUACCCUGUAUAAUUUCACGAGAACUGACAAUGUCCCUUGAUUGCUGCAUUACUACUUCUUGAUGGGAAUUCAAUAUGACCUCCAGUUUUGUAGACUGGCAAUCAUGUGAUACUUAGUACUGACUGUGGGGUAUGUCUUGCUUGUCUCACAUGAAACCCCUCAAAGACACAGUGUAAUAAUUUGAAUAUUAUUAGGCAUGUGAUAUAAAUGACACCGAAAACUGUGUAGUAAGCUUUCAUAGUACUCCAUAAUCAGGCUCUGGGGACUACACCAAACCACUAAUGCUCCAAUGUAUGCCCCCCCCCCCACCCCCCCGAAAAAAUCAUGGUUCCGAGCCUGAUAAUAAUAUUAUCAGUCUUGGACAUAACAAUUUUGUUUGUACCUGACAAAAAUUCAUCACUAUUGAAGUUGCAUGUAAAAUUUGUACAUUGGUACCAGACGUGUAUAUGUAUAAAAUAUCAAUACGAACAAAGAAGAAAGAAAAAUAUUCACAGGCUCCAUAGGAGUCAUACCUGACAUUUUUAAUGAACAUUAUGAAUAUUAUUGUAUGGUCAACUUUGAGAUGACCUUUUUGAUUAUUAUGUGCAAUAUGUUAAUUACUCAAACAGUAUGUUCCUCUAUUUAAAAAACCAUGCUUAUAAAAUUUAUCCAUUCAAUUGAUUUGAAUAUUUGUUCCUUUGAGGCCUUUUUUUGUGCUUGUAAUUCAUGUGAUCUUACUGCACUUUAAACGUGCUCAUAAGGGUUGUCAUACAUCCAUUUUAUUUUGUUUUAUUUUAUUUAUGAUGUUUAUUGUAGACAGUUAUGUCAGAGGGUGAAAAGGCAUGAAUGGCAUUAAUUUUAAUUCUAAAUUUGUUAUAUAUUUUGUAAUAUUUUUUAUUGUUCAUGUCUUUGAUCGUCAUUUGAAGGCUUUUUACUGUCUUGCAAACAACAAUAUGUUUCAAAAAUGGCCCAAAAUGGUUCAAAUCUGCUUAGUACUUGUCAACAUUUGGCAUCCUUUGCAUAGGAUAUUGACUGGAUAUGGUAAAAAAAUUAGAGGGCAUCGCCUACAAUCUUUUUAAUGCAAUUGCAGCCAUGGGAAUAUGAAUUUGUUUUCUUCAUUCAAUGUUAAAAAAUCAAUUUGAGAACAUUUUAGCUUGGAUGAAGCAGUGAAAAAUUAGACGAUCAGUGACUGUAAAGUUGUAUUUCUUAUUUUGAAAUUCAAUCAUUCAAAUGAUUUUAUUUUGGUCAUGAUGUUAUUAACAUAUUUUAAUGGUAAUUCUAGACCAAUAACAAUUAUACCAAUUCACAGAAUUACCACCAAUUCGUUUGUUUUCUUGAUAAAAGACAAUAAACCGGUUUUGGUCAUAUCAGAUUUGUGUUUUGAUUCUCUCAGGGAGAGGGAAAUGCAGUAAUGUGCAUUUUCAUGGAGAGUUGUGAAAAUUUAUAUUUCUUAAAAAAAACUUCGGAAUUUAGAGCUAGGUAUGAGGAAAAAUUAAACGCAGGGCAACAAAAUAAUACCGGGUGACAAAAAAAAUCCCAGUAAUGUUCAAAAGUAAUAUUUAAAGGAGCUAAAUCGCUAUUCUUUGGUACCUCGAAAUGGACACAAAUGGGUCGUAAUU
Molecule: messenger RNA, 4479 nt
Organism: Patella vulgata (common limpet)
Lineage: Eukaryota; Metazoa; Mollusca; Gastropoda; Patellidae
Product: vitamin D3 hydroxylase-associated protein
Exons: 20
Coding region: 242-1984 (580 amino acids)
Biological process (GO): fatty acid catabolic process
Molecular function (GO): fatty acid amide hydrolase activity; amidase activity
Source: RefSeq, a predicted model, not a curated record